CCUUCGCGAGUAACACCAUGAGCGUCCACAAGUACGCCAAUUUACCAGACAUUGAUACAGCACCCGAUGUAUACGAAACCGAGGAUGUUGCACCAUCUUCUCAAACUAAUAAAGAUUCAAGUGAUGACGAAGGCCCUAUACCCACCCGUUCUGUUACGAGAGGAAAGACAACGGAAACGUCGAGAGAAGAGCUGGACUCUAGUAAUCUUAUGAACGCAGAGGAAGCGAGCAAAAAGUUCCGCAGGGCAGAGAAACGCCGUGAGCGAGUAAGGACACAUUACAUAUACCCACCAUCGCCAAUAUCAUCGGACGACGAGGAUGGCGCGUCUCGCCGGAAGCAUGUAUCGUUAUCACAUCGAUUGAAGACCCUUCAGGCAGAAAUGCAAAGUUUAGAAGCAGAGCUGGCCGAUCCAUCAAACCCUUUACUACAGGAUGAGAAAGAAGAGGGUCAAGUUGAUCCAGGGGAACUGAUACGUGGUUUAGUGGACGUCAGACGGCGUCUUGAAAAGGUUCGAAAAGAAAAGGAAGGAAGAGGAAAGCUGAUGGGUGUUGUACUCGGUCAGCAGCAGCGGUCCAAAGAUACUAGCGAGCAAACGGAGAACGAAACACCCCAUGAGACUGAGUCGAGUACCAAGGAGGAGAUGCCCGGCACUCGGAUUUUGGCAGAUAUGGACAGCAGGGUAGCAAUGCUGGAAAAACUAAUCGGCUCUUCUGCUACCCCCUUGGAAGAGACAAGUCCACUUCCACCCCCUCUUCUACCUCAAAUCUCGCGUCUCAGUGCUCAAUUGGGUGUAUUGACGCAACCACGACAUAUAGACUCCAUCUCGAGGCGUCUGAAACUACUGUUAUCCGAACUCGAACGUACAUCCCAGCACCGGAGACACGGUUCUCAAUCAAAUGUAACUGCGACCUCUCUACAGGAGCAGAUUCUUCCUUUACUCAACCGAUUGGGCCCAUCGUUACCUCAAAUCCCUCAUAUACUGAUGCGUCUCAAGACGCUAUCUGCUUUGCAUACCUCUGCCAGCGAAUUUGAGAACACUCUGAAUGGGUUGGAGGAGGAACAACAAAAGAUGCGUGGCAGUAUCACCGACCUGGAAAGCGCCGUUGCCCGACUGGAGAGCAAUCUGGAAGAGAAUAGACAGGUUGUAACUGGCAAUGUGACUGGCCUGGAGGAGCGAGUCGGGGCACUGAUGGAACGAACAAAGUGAACCACACUUUCAGCUCGUAGUUACGUCCCCACCAAAUACGUAGCA
This is a messenger RNA of Marasmius oreades (fairy-ring Marasmius), 1253 nucleotides long. RefSeq lists its product as uncharacterized. The coding region runs from base 18 to 1208 and encodes 396 amino acids. Gene Ontology annotation, cellular component: dynactin complex; cytoplasm. Lineage: Eukaryota; Fungi; Basidiomycota; Agaricomycetes; Agaricales; Marasmiaceae. The record is from RefSeq and is a predicted model, not a curated record. The transcript is spliced from 5 exons. Gene Ontology annotation, biological process: mitotic spindle organization.